GGGGCGGAGGCGGCGGGCGGGUGCGGAGGCCUCAGCCGCGGGACCGGAUUGCUGUGACUCGGGCGGCGCCUCCCGGCGGCGGCCCCGGCCCCGCUCGGCCCGCCGGGGCGAUGCUCCCCGAGGCCGCAGGAUGAGCCAGUGACUCGGCCAGCCCGGGCAUGGCGGACCCAGUGGCGGGCAUCGCGGGCUCGGCAGCCAAGAGUGUGCGGCCAUUCCGCUCAAGUGAGGCCUAUGUGGAGGCCAUGAAAGAGGACCUGGCUGAGUGGCUCAACGCCUUGUAUGGCCUGGGUCUACCCAGUGGUGGUGAGGGCUUCCUGACAGGGUUGGCCACGGGCACCACUCUGUGCCAACAUGCCAACGCCGUCACCGAGGCUGCCCGCGCUUUGGCCGCUGCCCGCCCGGCCCGCGGUGUGGCCUUCCAGGCACACAGCGUGGCGCCUGGCUCCUUCAUGGCCCGAGACAACGUGGCCACUUUCAUCGGCUGGUGCCGAUCGGAGUUGGGUGUGCCCGAAGUGCUCAUGUUUGAGACUGAGGACCUGGUGCUGCGGAAGAACGAGAAAAGCGUGGUGCUGUGCCUGCUGGAGGUGGCACGGCGCGGGGCCCGCCUCGGCCUGCUUGCCCCUCGCCUUGUGCAGUUUGAGCAGGAGAUUGAGCGGGAGCUCCGUGCUGCACCCCCGGCCCCCAAUGCCCCCGCUGCUGAGGAGGACGCCCCUGAAACUGCCACGGCGGCAGGGCCUCCUGCCCGAGGGCCCCGCAUGACAGCCAGCGACCUGCGCAACCUGGACGAGCUGGUGAGGGAGAUCUUAGGCUACUGCACCUGCCCAGACCAGUUUCCCAUGAUCAAGGUCUCGGAGGGAAAGUACCGAGUGGGAGACUCCAGUCUCCUCAUCUUCGUGCGGGUGCUGAGGAGCCACGUGAUGGUGCGUGUGGGUGGCGGCUGGGACACCCUGGAGCACUAUCUGGACAAGCAUGACCCUUGCCGCUGCUCCUCCUCGGCCCACCGCCCGCCGCAGUCCAGGGCCCGCACCUUCUCCCCACAGAGGGUGUCUCCCACCCCCAGCCCCCGUGCUGGCAGCCCAGCCCCUGGGGCUGAGCGGCGGAGCUCCCGCUCAGAGGUGACACCUAUUAGCUUACGCAGCUCAAAGGAGGGAACUGAGACCCCACUCAGGGCCCGGGACCAGCUGCCCCCCCAUCCCCGCUCCCGCCGCUGUUCUGGGGACAGCGACUCCUCAGCCUCCUCAGCCCAGAGUGGCCCCCUUGGUGCCCGCAGUGAAGACUCAGGCACCGGCUCCCGGAGGGAACGGCCCAGUCGGAGGCUAACCACAGGAACCCUGGCCUCCCCGAGACGGCCCCCAGCUCCGCGCAGCCAGUCCCGAGACCGGUUGGAUCGGGGACGGCCACGUGGGGCCCCAGGAAGCAGGGGAGCCCAGCUGUUGGCCCCCAGCCCUGCCCGACGGGCCCGGAGCCAGGGCCGUGAGGAGCAGGCCACGUUGCUUGUGCGCAGAGACCGAGAUGGGCAGCACUCGUGGGUCCCCCGGGGCAGGGUCAGCGGGGGCUCAGGCAGGAGCACUCCCCAGACUCCCCGGGCUCGCAGCCCUGCAGCCCCCCGGCCUCUGCGGGUCUCCAGCCCCAGUCCAGAGUUGGACACCACACCGGCCAGUGUCUUCCGCACCCCCCUGCAGCUUGACCCGAAGCAGGAGCAGCAACUGUUUCGGCGCUUGGAAGAGGAGUUCCUGGCCAAUGCCCGAGCCCUUGAGGCUGCUGCUGGCGAGAUCCCCACUGGACCAGCAUCUGAUGCAGCUCGGCCCCCAGACCCUCCAGCUCCUGACUCAGCCUACUGUUCCUCCAGCUCCUCCUCUUCAUCCCUCAGUGUCCUGGGUAGCAAAUGUGGCCAGCCUGGGGACUCUGGUCGGAUGGCCAAUGGGCUGCCUGGACCCCGAGGCCCAGCCCUGUCCAGCUCUUCUGAUGAAGGCAGCUCCUGUCCUGGUGUAGGGGGCCCAAAAGAUGCACCUGAGGGCCCCUUGGCCGGCCUAGAGCUCCCAAGGACCUGGGCACGGGGCCGGGUGGACACACAGCCAGACCGAAGACCCUCACGCAUCCCAACGCCACGGGGCCCUCGCCGCCCAUCUGGAUCCGCAGAGCCUGGGUCCUGGCAUGCCCUGCACUCAGUGAGCCCAAGGGCACAGCCAGACUCUUGGAUGUGAUGGACCAGCCCAGCUGCCCCUAGGCCCCUAUUCCUUCUUUUCCUUUUCCUUUGUGGCCUUAACCCCUCUGCAUCAGGGAGCUCCCCCUACCCCUGCCUCUUGGGUACCAGACCUCAUGGGACCAGACCCCUUGGGACCACAUGGCACAAUGGGACCUCUGUUGUACAUUCCGGUUGGGGGAUGAGCGUUGCUAUUUAAUUACUAAUAUUAUUGAAUGCCUUAGAGGAGGCCAAAUGAGGACCCUUCCCGAGGUCCUCUGGCCCUGCAGAGCCUGACAGUAAAGUAUUUGUUCCAACCA
This is a messenger RNA of Suricata suricatta (meerkat), 2502 nucleotides long. It is a transcript of the gene GAS2L1, whose product is annotated as growth arrest specific 2 like 1. NCBI's taxonomy places the organism in Eukaryota, Metazoa, Chordata, Mammalia, Carnivora, Herpestidae. Gene Ontology annotation, cellular component: stress fiber; cytoplasm; microtubule plus-end. The coding region runs from base 159 to 2204 and encodes 681 amino acids. The record is from RefSeq and is a predicted model, not a curated record. Gene Ontology annotation, biological process: microtubule bundle formation; regulation of microtubule polymerization or depolymerization; protein localization to microtubule plus-end. Gene Ontology annotation, molecular function: microtubule binding; actin filament binding; cytoskeletal adaptor activity. The transcript has 6 exons.